This is a messenger RNA of Pelagomonas calceolata, 802 nucleotides long. Lineage: Eukaryota; Pelagophyceae; Pelagomonadales; Pelagomonadaceae. The record is from the annotation of a GenBank genome assembly.
GCCUGGUGGCACGCAGUGGCUUCUCGCACAGCAAACCAUCGUGAUUGCUGGCUAGUUUUGCAAGUUUCGCAUUCGCACCGCAACUGCAGCGUUGCCUUUUGCAUAUAGAGCACUGCUACCCGUGUGCCAGCAGCGUGCCACCCGUGCCAAUGCUGCGCUACCUCGUCGCCGCGGCGCUGCUCUGCGCGUGCCAGGCCUUCGCACCAGCACCAACACCGCGCAAACGACAGCUACGAAAGCCAGCGAUGCUGCCGGACCCGACGCUGUCGCUGGCCCUCGGCACGGACGCCGACGUGGCCACGUUAUUCAACAUCGUGACCUUCGUGCCCCAGGCGACGUGCUGGAUCCCUAUGAUAUUAAGUGGAUGCGGCGUCGCGAAGCCCGUGGCGAAUGCUAUCAUGCGGCCGUGGGGCCCGACGAUUUUGUUUUCGCUCUGCCACGUGGCCAUCGUCGUCAUCAGCGCGACGCAGCCCUCGGGCGUCGCGCCCAUCGCAGAGUUCAACGAGGUUUUUAAUCCCGCGGGCUUCCCGUUCAGCACGGCGCCGCAGGCGGCGAUGCAGGGCAUGAUGCAAUACGUAAACUUCGUGAGCGAGGAGUGGCCGCACGUGUUGAUUUGGGACCUGUUCGUCGGGCGGUACAUCUGGCUCGACGGCGAGCGGCGGGGCGUCUUCACGCCGCACUCGGUGCUCCUCACGAACCUCAUCGGGCCGCCGGGCCUCAUGCUCCACUUCCUCACGUGCGUUUUGACGGGGAAGGGCCUCCCGCCGACGGAAGAGGAGGUCGCCUAAGCUAGUUGUGUUUU